Priceomyces carsonii is the source of this 2496-nucleotide messenger RNA. Its product is annotated as mRNA splicing protein. The record is from RefSeq and is a predicted model, not a curated record. Bases 1 to 2496 code for a protein of 831 amino acids. Gene Ontology annotation, biological process: mRNA splicing, via spliceosome; generation of catalytic spliceosome for first transesterification step. The transcript has a single exon. Gene Ontology annotation, cellular component: post-mRNA release spliceosomal complex; U2-type catalytic step 2 spliceosome; Prp19 complex. Lineage: Eukaryota; Fungi; Ascomycota; Pichiomycetes; Serinales; Debaryomycetaceae. Gene Ontology annotation, molecular function: protein binding.
AUGCAUAUGAAGAAAUGGGACCUUGAAAGCUUCAUAGAUGGAUCAGAUAUACCAUUUGAAUAUGAAAUUUUAAAACAACCGAACAAUUUCGAUAAUUGGUUGAGCUAUUAUCGAUUCAAAGAAUCACAACCAAACACAUCAUUAGAAGCAAAAGUGUUUUUAUUGGAAAGAGCUGUGAGGCAGUUCCCACGAUCGUAUAAAUUUUGGAGUACUUAUCUUGAAUUAGUUACUGAAAGCAGCGUCAAUCCGGUGGAAGUGCUGGAGUUGUUUGAAAGGUCGCUUCAAUUAUUAUACACGGCUCCAAUACUCUGGCUCAAGUAUCUUCAAUUCCUCUUGAAGCAGGAAGAUGUGACACAUACCAGAAGAACAUUCAAUAGGGCACUUAUUAGCCUCCCUGUUACUCAGCAUGGGAUAAUCUGGCCGUUGUAUAUACGUUUCGCCGACAGAAUAGGUGGAAAGACAGGCUAUUUAACAUACACGAAGUAUCUUAGCUAUGCUACGGAAGAUGCUCUCAGAGGAAUUGCGUAUCGCAAAGAUGAGCUAGAAUUGAAUAUUUAUAGCAUAAUGAAGAAAAUUUUUGAGUUUGGACAUUGGAGGGAAAGUAGCAAGUUAUUUGAACAUGUAUGGAAUAACUUUGAGAAUUAUCAUGGAAUAUCCGUCUCUAAGUGGAGCUUUUUACUAGAAUACUUGGACUCCUUUGUCGAAAUGGAUCCAAAGAAUGAGUCUAAUAUGUAUUUCGAAAGCUUGGCCUCUAGAGGUAUAAACUUAUUUCCCGAUCAAAUGGGUAAGAUAUAUAUAAAAUGUGCAAACUAUUUUAUCAAAAGAGAAAAUUUUGAAAAGGCUGAUCACUACUUCAAUGAAGGGAUACAGAAAUCUUUUACAAUUCAAGACUUUGCUUUGAUUUUCGAUGCCUUUGCCGACUUUGAAGAAGAAAGGAUCAGUAAUCUAAGUCUAGAGUUAGAGGACCAACCCUCCAAUAUUUCACUCAAUGAUGAGCUUGAAUGCAGAAUGAACUUUUUGGAGCAUUUGAUAGAUCAAAGAGCAGUUUUAUUGAAUGAUGCAAUGUUGAGGAAGGAUAGCAACAAUCUUGACGUUUGGUUUGAACGAGUUGAACUUUUUAAAUCUAGAAAUGCGCUAAAUAAGGCAUUAAGUACGUAUGCUCAAGGUUUGAGCUCCAUAAAUCCAUUAAAGUCACACUCGCUGCUGCAAGAUCCAAACCAUCUGUUGCCUGAAUUUUGGAUAUCUUAUGCUAAAGAAUAUUCUGAGAGAAAUGAUUUCAACACUGCAAGUUUAGUGUUCUCAAAAUCAGUUAAAUCUCAAUAUCAGACACCGGAGGAGCUAGUCCAAAUAUAUAUUGAAUGGAGUAAGCUCUAUCUUGUGGGUGGGGAUGAAGAUAAGGCAAUUGAGAUCAUAGAAACUGCUUUAGCGCUGCCCCCUAACUCAAAAGAAACCUCUUAUAAUGAUGCAUCGGUAGAUGUUCACUUGCGGAUUCAUAAAUCAAUAAAUCUUUGGGCUUUUUACCUAGAUUUAUUGGAGUCGUUGGUGGACAACUCGGAAGAAGUCAAAAAAAUUGAACGUGUUAUUGAGUCGUACGAAACGGUUAUGAAUUUGAAAAUUGCUACUCCAAUGACAGUUCUUCAAUACGGUGAUUUUCUAGAACGUUUCGGGUUUUUUGAAAGAGCUUUUGGGGUGUACGAAAAGGGUAUAAAAGCAUUUAAGGAUACUAAAAUUCAAUAUGAGAUUUGGAGCAUUUAUUUGGCUAAAGUAAUAGAAAGAAAUUUGGAUAUAGAAAGAAUAAGGGAUAUCUUUGACGAUUGUUUGAAUGUGUUUCAUCCUGGUGCUCACAGUGGAUGUCCACCAAAGUACUGUAGGCCAAUAUUUGAGAUGUAUUCGAAGAUUGAGCGUGAACAUGGAUCGCUAGAUCGCUCAAUAUUGGUCCUAAAAAAAUGUAUUGAAAGACUAACUGUGGGAUUAUCAUCUCCAAACUUAUCUAAAGCAGACAGAGAGAAACUAUUGAAUGAUAAAAUCGACAUUUAUUUUCUUCUAGUAGCAAGAGUUGAGACAUUAAAUGAUAAAGCGGAGGUUCGGAAAAUUUAUGAGGAUGCACUUAGCGAUAAGCAGUUGAAAUUAUCUGGUGUGAUCUCACUAGGUAGGAGUUUUAUCGCAUUAGAAUCUAAAUUGAAAGAAUUUGCAAGAGUUCGUCAAUUAUUUAAAUUCCUUUCCAGUUUAGGAUCCCCUGGUUCAGUAGUAAUGCUGACAGUAUGGGAUGACUGGGAAAAUUUUGAGUUGAACCAUGGCAACGAAUCUACAUUCAAAGAAAUGUUAAGGUAUAAGAGGACGAUCCAAAGUAAAUUUAUGGACGAAGAAACAGUAAAGAACUCUAUCAACCCGAUGGGAUUCGUAAAAGGUACUGAUAAUAACCACACUACUGAAACACAAGAGGGACAAGACGCAAGUGAAACUAACAAUCCAGACGAGAUUAGUCUUGAGAUGUGA